AUGACAGCACACAGAACGGAGCAACCCACUGCUAACCCGCACGCACUGCCACCAAUGGGUCGCACAAAGAGAGGGGACCUACCCCAGACCCCCAAACCUUCCUCUUCAGGGUCGCAAACGGGGCCGAUGGACGAAUAUCUCCAUGCGCCGUGCGGCCCGGACCCCAGCUCCCCGACAUCCAAAAUGGCGCCGACCUCGCCAGCAUCCACAUGCUCCACUGCCGACACCACUACACUGGCAGAUAUCGGAGCAGAAUUAAAACGCAUGGCAAUGAUGAUGGUCACAAAGGAUGACCUCACCCACCUGACAAACAACCUACACAAAGUAAUUAAAGCUGAAGUGACCGGCCUGAAGGCUGAAAUUAAAGCACAGGAACACCGCAUACAGCAAGUAGAAAAGAGGGCACAGACCACUGAAGACCACUCUGCAGCCACAGACACGGCCCUUAAACGCCAAGGCACUCUCAUACUGGCCAUGAGGCGACAGCUGGAGGACCAGGACAACCGCAGUCGCCGCAACAAUAUCAGGGUAAGGGGGAUACCUGAAUCUCCAGAGGGGGAAAACAUAGAGGAGAUGCUCACCUCCCUAUUCCGCAUCAUCUUAAGGGAGGACACACCAGCGCUUAUUAAAUAUGACAGGGCACAUAUAGCACUCCGUCCCCGGCCCACGGAAGGGACCCCCAGGGAUAUAAUAUGCUGCCUACACUCCUUCGCCAUCAAAGAUCUGAUCAUGAGGAAAGCUAG
Messenger RNA from Pelobates cultripes (western spadefoot toad), 743 nucleotides. The record is from the annotation of a GenBank genome assembly. Lineage: Eukaryota; Metazoa; Chordata; Amphibia; Anura; Pelobatidae.